AUGUUCCGCGAAGCCUUGGGCCUAGUGGCCCGCGAGGCCAAUGAGAACGGCGUCAUUGCCAUCACUGACCCAUGGCCCGUCAAAGACAUUGUUUACUGCGCUAUUGUUGGCGGAGUCAUGCUUAUGGCCUUGCUCGAGUGGUUCCUCUGGGUCGCCGCUUUCCUGUAUUGCCUGGUCAAGGUGUACCAGAAAGCCGAGAACACCAGCAUCAAGAUUCUGGCUGUUAUCAUCAGUAUCCUGUUCACUCUGCUCAGAUUUAUUUUCCUCCCCAUCAUGAUCGUCACUCUCCCGCUCCCAUCGCAGGUCGUGCAAUACUUCCCGGUGCCCAUGGUCGAGUUUUUCCAGUGGUUUGCCUUCUGGUCCUUCGCUGGUCUCCUGACCGUUCCUUGGCUUUUCUGCGUUUUCCAGCUGGUUACACACUCCAUUGGUCGCACGAAGAGGAUUAAGCAUGUCUUGGACGAAGCAUCCGCCCCCAAGGUCGUCAUCAUCAUGCCGUGCUACAAGGAGAUUCCCGAAGUUCUCAUGCGCACCAUCGACUCCCUGGUCGAUUGCGAAUACCCGCCCUCGUGUCUGCACAUCUUCCUCUCGUUCGACGGCGACCAAGAGGACGAGCUUUACCUGAACACCAUCGAAAAGCUUGGCGUUCCCCUUACCCUGGAUACAUACCCCAAGAGUAUCGACGUCACCUACCGUAGCUGCCGUAUCACCGUCUCCCGCUUCAAGCACGGUGGCAAGCGUCACUGCCAGAAGAGUACCUUCAAGCUCAUCGACAAAAUCUACUCCGAGUACCUCAAGCGCAACGACAACCUUUUCGUGCUGUUCAUCGACUCCGACUGCAUCCUGGACAAGGUUUGCAUCCAGAACUUCAUGUAUGAGAUGGAGCUCAAGCCCGGAAGCAAACAGAACAUGUUGGCCAUGACUGGUGUCAUUACCUCGACCACCGAGAAGAACAGUCUGAUCACCAUCCUGCAGGACAUGGAGUACAUUCACGGCCAGCUUUUCGAGCGCUCUGUCGAGUCUGGCUGCGGUGCCGUCACGUGUUUGCCCGGCGCCCUCACCAUUCUGCGUUUCUCCGCCUUCCGUAAGAUGGCCAAGUACUACUUCGCCGACAAGGCCGAGCAGUGCGAGGAUCUCUUUGACUACGGCAAGUGCCACUUGGGCGAGGAUCGCUGGCUGACUCACUUGUUCAUGAUCGGAGCCAAGGAGCGCUACCAGAUUCAGAUGAACACUGGUGCUUUCUGCAAGACCGAGGCCGUCCAGACGUACAAGAGUUUGCUCAAGCAGCGUCGCCGUUGGUUCUUGGGAUUCAUCACCAACGAGGUUUGCAUGCUUACGGAUAUCCGCCUUUGGAGGAGAUACACCAUUCUCUGCAUUGUUCGCUUCAUGCAAAACACCAUCCGGACGACUGCCCUGCUUUUCUUCAUCAUGGUCAUCUCCAUCAUCACCACCUCUCAGAAGAUCUCGAACCUGCCCGUCGGUUUCAUCGCCGUCUCUCUCGGUCUCAACUGGGUUCUUAUGCUCUACUUUGGUGCGAAGCUGGGCCGUUACAAGAUCAUGCUCUACCCCAUCAUGUUCGUUGUGAACCCCUUCUUCAACUGGUGCUACAUGGUGUACGGAAUCUUCACUGCUGGCCAGCGUACCUGGGGUGGUCCUCGUGCCGAUGCCGGAUCUGCUGACAGCAACACGACCGCCCAAGCUGCUAUCGAGCAGGCCGAAGCGACUGGCGACGACCUUAAUGUCGUCCCCGAGACGUUCAAGCCGGCUGCCCAGCUCCAACGCCAGAAGUCGAAGAAGGAGGGCCGUGCGCCCCAGCUGCCGCUCAUGCCGUCGGAUCACUUGGAGGGUCGUUUUGCACCUGCAGAAAGGCUUCCAGGAGAUAUGCUUCCUCGCGACCCCAACGCACCGCGGCUGCCGCUCCACCCUCGCGAGUCCUUCGAUUCCUUCGUUACGCAGACAUCCGGUGGCAACAACUCGAUUUACAUGCCUCGCCGUGUCGAAUCCGUCAUGGACGUCGAGGGCGUCGCGGCCUACCACCUCGCUCAAGCUGCUCAGCGUCCAGCAGGUGGUGCGUUCUAUGAGCAGGGUCCUAGCACCGCACACUCCAAUUACGGCUACUACGAGCGCAAGGACCUCCGCGAAGUCGGCGACCAGCCUGAUCGCCAGCAGCACAUGCGCGUCGCCAGUGACAACAGCGUUUACUCCUCGCGUUCCAAGUCGCCUGGUUUCGGUUCCUCUCCGCUGGCGGCUGAACUGAAGGAAUACAGCACCGCCGACGCCAACAGGGGCCACCCAGCCCUGUCAUCCCAUCAGCCCAGCAACGACUCGCCUUACUCCAACUCCAACGCCAGCAGUUCCGCUUCCAGUCUCACCGUGCCCCCUCCCAGCCAUCGCCCAACCGGUUCCAUCGGCAGCGCCAGCCGCCAAGGCCGUAGCCCGCUUGCUCGUGCCAGCUUCGUCCGCACGAGCGAGCACGUCGACCUCGAGUUCGAGAUGCAGAUGCAACAACAGUCGCUGAUGGACCCGCGCGACCGCAGCCGCAGCCCCGUUGUCUACAGCGUUCCGGAUGUCCAGGUUCACCGGCCCACCAUGCCUUCCGAUGAGGCACCCGCUGCCGAGCCCAGCUCAGCGGCAGCUCAGCAACAGGGUGGCGGCCAUGCGCGCACCGACAGCCGCGACAGCGAAGGCAAGAAGCGGAAGAGGCUGACCAAGCAGCCGCCGGGCAGCCGCAGGCACAGUCAGACUGACUGA
Molecule: messenger RNA, 2748 nt
Organism: Lasiodiplodia theobromae
Lineage: Eukaryota; Fungi; Ascomycota; Dothideomycetes; Botryosphaeriales; Botryosphaeriaceae
Product: Chitin synthase d
Exons: 5
Coding region: 1-2748 (915 amino acids)
Cellular component (GO): cell periphery; cell septum
Molecular function (GO): chitin synthase activity
Source: RefSeq, a predicted model, not a curated record